CGAAUCCGAAGAUUGCAGGUUCGAGUCCUGUCACGGUCGCAAACCUUUUUGUUUAACUAUCAAUUUCAUACGCAUGAAAGUUUGUUUUAAUGUAAUGCAUCUUCUAAAUAUCUAAAAUCUUCUAAAUCACAAAACAAUUUAAUAAAUACAUCUUAUAAACAUGGAUUACGUAUUCAAAUUAGAAAAUAAUAAAAUAAAUAUCAUAAUUUUUCAUGGCAUUGCCAAAUUGUAGCUACAAGCAAAGAGUUUUUGUGAUGUAUAUAAUGCUGCAUAUCUUGAACGGCGGUUUUUGGAACUAAAACCAGUUACAAGUUUAGGUUUUAUGUGUUACAACAAUGAACUUAAACGAUUUCGCAUUAUGUCCCCGCCGCAACAAGAAGAAAACGCUAAAAGUUACCUAUAUACAAAAUGGCGCUUCAGGUCACACACGAAAAACCUCCACAAUCACCAGUAAAUCAAAGAGCACAGAAAAAUGGCAUUCUGAAAGUAAUUCAGUUACACACACAUCAAACACAACACAUACAACAGUGGAUGAGUCUGGGAUUAUCAUAGCAAUCACGGAGGGGCGAGGCGAAGCAUCCUGUGAAGUAGGCAUUUCUGCCAUGAACACUCAAAACCCUGAAUUGUCAUUGUCGCAAAUAUCGGACACCAGCAGUUACAUCAAGGUGCUGAAUAAAAUUCACGUUUUAUAUCCAUCAGAGAUUUUGGUUCCGAUAACAUUUACAAGCACAAGACUCGUCGAGAUGUUAAAAAGCACAUUCCCAGCGGUAAAAAUACUCGCGAUUGAUCGGUCGGCAUUCCGCAAGGAUUCCGGGCAACAAUUCGUGCGCGAUGUAUGUGCCAAAGCAUACAAUCCGGUGAUACUCGUACUGCAACAUAAAUACUACGCACUUACAGCCACCGGCGCAUUGCGCGUUUAUCUCGAGACUUAUAAGCGUGAAUUUUAUGCGAAGGAAAGCAUGCGGGUAACUUACACCGAGUCGGAUUCCAAUUCGAUGAUAGAUGUCUUCGUCGCAGACAAGCUGGAGCUGGUGGCGUGUGCUCUCGAAGACGAUACUAUACAUAGAAAGACUUCCAGCUUACGAGGGAUACUUAAUCACUGCAAGACAAGAUUGGGUAGUCGAAUGUUAAGAUCGACGAUUUUACAACCACCGAAUCAGUUGGAGGAGAUCGAAAGUCGUUUGGAUUGCGUUGAGGAGUUGCUUAAAUGUCCUGAAAAACAAAUCGCACUUCGGGAUAUAUUAAAGAAACUGUCAACUUUCGGUCAAGUAUUAUCUCUUGCUACAAUACUGAAAGGAAACGCGCAGUACUGCGACGAGCGCCACUUAAACUACGUUCUGCGCCUGAACAGCUUCUUUGAUGAGAUAGAACCGAUGAAGGAGAUAUUAUCCACAUGUAGAUCUAGUUUCUUCCACGAGGUACUUGCUACUUUAAAUCGAGAAGAGUUUCAAUUCCUCAAUACCGAGUUCAAGCGGAUUCUUCACGAGGACGCUCGGCCUUGUUCAGGAGAACAAAGCACAACAGCACGUUGUUUUGCCAUCAAAGGUGGUGUAAGCGAUGUUUUAGACUUUUUGCGCACAAAAUAUUCCAAUCGUGUGGAAGAAAUGCGCAAACACGUUGCAGAGAAAGCUCUAGAAGUUGGUUAUGAUCUGAAAUUAUCAAACAGCCAAAAGAAGGGAUAUCAUAUGGUCUUGCAAUUGGGUGGAAAACAACGUAACAAGUUUAAUAAGUCCACAUUACCUGUUGAUUUCUGCCAGGUUGACAUUAUGGCGACGAUGGUAACAAUGAAAACCAUUAAAUUACUAACAUUAUCGAAUUUUUUAAGCGACACAGCGACUGAAAUAAUUAAAAUCAGUAAUAUGCAUCUCCACAAAUUACUGCUUAAAGUCCAGGAAAACAUUUCUUUACUUUAUAUAACGUGUGAACAGGUAGCAAAAUUUGAUUUUCUACAAUCACUAGCAAAUGCUACAGCUGCGGGAAAUCGAUAUGUUCGUCCCAAUUUCGAUAAUUAUACUAAAGUUAUCGAUGCGCGUCAUCCUCUCUUAGAUUACAUUCUCGAAAAGGAACCUGUUGCAAAUAACAUCAUCGUAACACCAGAACACCGCCUGCAUUUGAUCACGGGCGCCAAUGGUUCUGGUAAAUCAAUUUACAUUCGACAAAUAGUUUUGUUGCAAAUAAUGGCGCAGAUCGGUUGUUUCGUGCCUGCAACCAGCGCCACCUUUCGAAUAUGCGACCGGUUUCUUGCGAGGAUCUACUUUGAGGAUAACUUUGAGAACGGUGCAUCUGCAUUUACCCUCGAAAUGAAAGACAUUAAAUAUUUCUUCAAUGUUAUCACUGAUCGAACGUUGAUUAUCAUUGACGAAUUGUGUCGUUCGACUGCCGUGCGUGAAGGAACCGCACUUGCAAUGGCGAUUUGUGAACACUUGAUGCGCACACCCGCUUUUAUUUAUUUCACAACUCAUUAUACCUACAUUACAAAACUACAACAAUUAUAUCCACAGAUUAAAUGUUGGCAAAUGGAAACAAAAGAAAUUCAUCAUGAAGCUAAGAAACCAAAGUUACACUUUACACACAAAUUAAUACCUGGUGUUGUUACCCUGGAAGGUUACGGCUUGGCUUUAGCAAGAAAUGUUUGGCCUGACACUGCUACAACUGAUGCAGAUCAACUUUUAAGAAAAAUAGAUGAUAAAUCUUUGGAUACUUCAAUUGAUAAGAAGAUAGCGCUCAAAAUUAAUUUAGAAAACACCCUUGCUGAGUUAAAACGCGUGGGAAAAUGCGACAAAUGCACUGCGUAUCAAUUAUGGCAAGAGUAUCAAGCUGCACUGCAAGAACUCGGCGUUACAAUUAAUAUUGAACGACGUGUGCGUAAAUCCACGUUCAAUUCGACUCAAAACGAUGACGUUGAUAUGACUCUCACACAAGAACAUUUUCAAGCCGAGUUUGUCAGCACAAAUUAUUCUUCCCAUCAGUCACGCGCAAAUUGUUCAAGUUUUACUGAGAAUUCUUAUCUUCAGCAGAAGGGCAUUAAUAGAUCUCCUCUCAUCAUAAAUUCAAGCAUUUCAAGUAAUUUUAAUACUGUCCCGAAGCAACCUGUUAAAGUAUUACAAAAUUUCACUAUUGCCAAACCGGUAAACACGUUAUCUCGAAAUUAUUCUGGUAUUGCGGCGAGAGAACAAGCAAUUUUGCGCGAUUCUGAUGAUUUUUCGUUUGUGCCAAUGUCUCAGUCGGUGUUUAAUAAUGGUAACACUGCUUUUGACACAUUUACGCAAAAUAUUCGAAAUAUUCAACAGGCUAGUCAGGCUGAGAGAGAGUUUAACACUUCAUGCACACAUAAUGAAACACUUGAACAAGUAGAUUUUCUAAACAAAAGUCAUGCCUUUGAUCCAUAUGAGAUAAACUUAAGUUUUUCAUUCGACGGUGAAGAUUCACAAAGUACACAGGCAAACGUAUUUGAUUUUUGUGCGCCUGAAGUACCCAAUAAUCCUUUUCAAUUUGAGUCUAAUACGCAAUCAAGUAGUCAUGAUGUACGAAUGAUUGAAGAUAUUGCUCACAAAGAACUUUCGAUUACAAGUUCACAUUUUAUGAACAAUUUGCGUGCUGAAGACGCGUCGACACCAAUACCAUCUGGUAACUUAAAUACAAUUGAAGCUAGAAUGAAGUAUGCUGAGGCCUGCAUAACACCAACACCACAAAUGUUUGAUAACGAGUUUAAAACUCGUUUACAAAGCAAUGUAUUGACGCCUUGUACCAGCACAACUGGCACUAAACCAAAAACUGUAACAACAGAAACCUAUUCACCUGAAUUGCCCAUUAAGAAGAAGAAAUUAUUAAAUUCUGAAGAACUUAAUGCUGCAUCGUUUGAAAAUUCAUUUUUAAACAAUGUUGCACAAUCUCAAGAAAAUGAAGAGUCACUAGAAUCAUCACAGGAAGUGAUUGAUUUAUGCUCUUCACAAUUGGAGCCAAUCACACCGUUUCAAAAACAAACUAAGAAAAAAGGUUUCAAGUUGUUUAACAAACGCGAGCUUGAACAGUUUUACAAUCAGAUGCGGCUGAAUGCAAUGCAGAGUAAUGAUCCAGAAGAAGUAAGAAAAUAUUGCCAGGAAGUGAUGAAUCGUCCGUCUAUGAAGCAACUACGGGCUUCUGAAGUAUUAGUGACUGCGCGGCGUACCGCAAAUGGACAAUGCGUGUUUGACAAACCGAAGAAACCGAAAAGAUUCCAAGCACCUUUCAAAACAAAUGACAAUUUCGGGCGGAAUAAUCAAAUCAACGCUACAAUGUUCAGCGAUGCUAAUUCACGAGUCUUUGACGAGUACAUGGAAUACAUAAGGUCAGCGAAGGAUAAGACUGAAACACUGGAUUUUGAUGAAUUUAAACGCAGAAGUUCAACGUCCGAAGAUUUCCCUUAAACUAAAAAAAUAAUCGUUGGUUUUAAAUUUGCAAAAAUAGUUUUAUUAAUUAUUAUUAGUUAUUGUUUAUAGUGUUUAUAGUGACAGAGAAUAAGAAAUCAUUUGCCUAA
Molecule: messenger RNA, 4516 nt
Organism: Dalotia coriaria
Lineage: Eukaryota; Metazoa; Arthropoda; Insecta; Coleoptera; Staphylinidae
Product: mutS protein homolog 4-like
Exons: 10
Coding region: 336-4406 (1356 amino acids)
Biological process (GO): reciprocal meiotic recombination; mismatch repair
Cellular component (GO): nucleus
Molecular function (GO): ATP-dependent DNA damage sensor activity; ATP binding; mismatched DNA binding
Source: RefSeq, a predicted model, not a curated record